AUGACUAGUGACGACCAAUUUUUCUUUGAUUAUCUUUCUUCGAUACCGCAUGACGUAAGGAAGUACUCGCUCGAGGUCGCCAACUUGAUCGACCGUCAAGUCGACAACGCUGCCGGGUUGGUUCGGGAUACGUUCUCUAACCAGUCAUGGCUACCUUCGUCUGUUCGACCGCUGCCUAGAACCCCCCAAAAUGUUCGACCGCAGUCGUUUACGGAUCGCGUGCAGGAUUGGGUUUUUAAGAAUCGCGCAUGGAGUGCGGCUAUCUUGGCCUUUGUCGGGACUAGCUGUGUGUUGUAUUUCGGGAGCAAAAAGCUGAAUGGCAAGCGGAGAAAGGCGAGAAGAGCUGGAAAUGGUGCUCGAAAGGAAAUCGUGGUCGUUGCCGGAUCUCCCCACGAACCGAUGACUCGGGCGAUCGCUAGUGAUCUGGAACGUCGAGGAUAUAUUGUUUAUGUGACAGUGUCGUCGACGGAGGAGGAGCACAUUGUUCAGUCCGAAAAUCGAAUGGACAUCAAGGCGCUUUGGUUGGACUUGACAACUGUGUCUUCAUCAUCGGACAUUCACCCCUCGCUUGAGGGCAUCCGCAAUUUGAUCACUCAGCCGCAAUGGCCUAUUCCUGGUGUAGCACCGCAUACAUGCCAGUUGAGUGGUCUCAUUCUUGUACCAUCACCAAACUACGCAUCAGGCCCUGUCGCGACCAUUCCGCCAUCUGCCUGGGCCGACUCUAUGAACACCCGGGUCGUCUCACCUAUCUUGACCACGCAACUCUUCUUGCCCCUCCUCACUCUCCGCAACAACAAUAGCACCAUCAUCCUCGCCUAUCCAUCGAUAUCAUCAUCUCUCUCUGCGCCGUAUGCUGGCCCAGAGGUCACCACAGCUCAUGCGCUAACCGGAUUUGCAAACUCACUCCGAAGAGAACUGAAGCUUCUGCAACAUGGCAAUGUCGAUGUUGUGGAGCUGCGACUGGGAAACAUUGACUUUGGGUCUCAGAAUCGGGGCGGACAGAGCCACAUCACUGGCACCGAGGUGCUGGCAUGGAGCACCCAACAGCGAGCGCUGUACGGCGAACAGUACCUCUCGAGCAUAGAACAGCGACCCGUUGCAUCGGCAGGGCCUAGUACAGUGCGGGGAUCACCCGCACGGAACCUGCAUUACGCAGUGCAGGAUGCUCUGGAGCCAGUGACGAAGAACAUGUUUGGGCAGAAGACGACCAAGAAAUCUGUUCUCUAUGUUGGCCGGGGAGCACGCACAUAUAAUAUCAUCGGACAGUGGGUUCCAGGAGGACUGGUGGGGAUGAUGAUGGGCCUUAAAGCACCUGCAGCAUCGCCGAGUACGAGUGGAAGCAGCAGUGAAAACGGAUGGGAAAAGGUAUCAUAA
Aspergillus wentii DTO 134E9 is the source of this 1374-nucleotide messenger RNA. Its product is annotated as DUF1776 domain-containing protein. The transcript is spliced from 4 exons. Bases 1 to 1374 code for a protein of 457 amino acids. The record is from RefSeq and is a predicted model, not a curated record. Lineage: Eukaryota; Fungi; Ascomycota; Eurotiomycetes; Eurotiales; Aspergillaceae.